AUUUAGAGACGAUAAAAGACUGUUUUGUGAGACACGUGUUACCCUUUAAGUCUUGUUUUUUUGAGAAGAGAGAGAAUUGAAGAUCGAUGGCGGAAAGCGCGAUGAUCUCCAGCAACUGAAGAAGGAAAGCCAGAGCUUCAGGCAGAGGCUACUUCUCUGGACCUUUUCUAUUCUGAUUGUGCAAAGAGGAGUCUCUUGCACUUAGAACAUAGAAACUACCUUUUUAUAUAGUUUGUAAUCAAAGAUUUACUCUACUUAUUUAUGCUUCACGUUUCAUUGUUGAGAUGAUCUUGUUCCCUGUCAAAACAUGUUGAGCAUAACAAGUUCACCUUCUCUCGUUCUCUCCAAACAAAAGAAGCAAACACAUUUUGAUCAAACGUUUGUCUCAUGUUCUAUCCAUCUCACCAAACAAAACGACCAAACACAUUCUGAUCUAAACAAGUUUAUGUUCUCUCCUUCUUUUGAUCACAAAUUUUAAUCACAAAACCAUCAAAAACAAUUUCUAUAUGGCUUCUUCCUCGCAAAACACUUUAGAUGGAUCAAUUGAUGAUAUAUUUGAUCAGUAUUUUGAUCAACACUUUGAUCAAACUUUUGAGAAUUUUACCAUUCUACAGAUAUCCCUACUAAUCUUUGUUUUUAAGUUUUAUAUUUAAAUCUAUAUUUAAAAUGUUAUCUUUUAUAAUGUUUUAUUUAAUAAAUAAAUUUUAUCUUUAAUUAAAUAAUUUUUUUAAAAAACCCCUAAAUAAGAAACUUGCAUUGGAAGCACUAAUUGUAGGGGUCUCUUAAUUAUGUCUCUUAAUCUCACUUUAACUACUUAAAAAUAUUAAAAUAAAUAUUAAGAGACCCAAGAAGAGGCUUUGGGAUAAUGAUGCUCUAAGUUAUGAUCAAUAAUAAUAAUAAAACUAAUUAUUCAAAUCCACCUAACCAUACCCACCAUGUCCAUACGAGAUCUCCAAGACUCCAACUCCUCUAUAAAUUGCUAUGAAAGAUCUCUUUUCAGACUUACACCCAGAACAAGAAAAAACAACGAAGGCAACAAAGAAUAAAACAUAACCCUCUUCUGGCUAGACUCUUUCUUUAAUUUCUUCCAUUUUCUUUGAACAAAAGAUCAAUGACCCCCAAUGAAGACGGCUCUAUCGGGACCUCCUUGCAUGGAGUCACGGCAAGGGAACAAGUCUUCUCCUUAUCCGUUGAAGAUGGCCUUUCGUCUCAAGCCAUCCGAUCAGAUGAUCCCACGGCUAAGUUCGCCAUCCCGGUUGACUCAGAACACAGAGCAAAAGUGUUCAAACCACUCUCAUUCGCCAAACCACACAUGCGAGCCUUCCAUUUAGGAUGGAUCUCUUUCUUCACUUGCUUCAUCUCCACCUUCGCGGCCGCACCUCUAGUCCCCGUAAUCCGCGACAACCUCGACCUGACUAAAACUGAUAUAGGAAACGCCGGAGUCGCGUCCGUCUCUGGCGCCAUUUUCUCAAGACUCGCUAUGGGUGCCGUAUGUGACCUUCUAGGGGCACGUUACGGCACAGCUUUCUCUCUUAUGCUCUCGGCUCCAGCUGUUUUCUCCAUGUCUUUCGUAUCUGAUGCGGGAAGCUACUUAGCCGUGCGCUUCAUGAUUGGCUUUUGCUUAGCGACAUUCGUGUCAUGCCAGUACUGGACUAGCGUUAUGUUUACCGGAAAAAUUAUUGGACUCGUUAACGGAUGUGCCGGAGGUUGGGGAGAUAUGGGAGGAGGCGUGACUCAGCUACUCAUGCCAAUGGUGUACCACGUCAUCAAACUCACCGGAGCCACUCCUUUCACGGCGUGGAGGUUCGCAUUCUUCAUCCCCGGAUUUCUUCAGAUCAUUAUAGGCAUUCUGGUCCUCACUCUCGGCCAAGAUCUCCCUGAUGGUAACCUCAGUACCCUCCAAAAGAGUGGUCAAGUUUCCAAAGACAAAUUCUCCAAAGUAUUCUGGUUCGCUGUGAAGAACUAUAGAACAUGGAUCUUAUUCGUUCUUUACGGAUUCUCUAUGGGAGUUGAAUUAACCAUCAACAAUGUUAUAUCUGGAUACUUCUACGAUAGGUUUCACCUAACGCUUCACACAGCCGGUAUAAUAGCAGCCAGCUUUGGUAUGGCAAACUUCUUCGCCCGUCCCUUCGGUGGCUACGCCUCAGAUGUAGCUGCACGCCUCUUUGGCAUGAGGGGACGGCUAUGGACCUUGUGGAUCUUACAAACCGUUGGAGCUCUGUUCUGCAUCUGGCUCGGUCGUGCUAGUUCACUCCCUAUAGCUAUCUUAGCCAUGAUGCUCUUUUCCAUCGGCACACAAGCCGCUUGUGGGGCCCUCUUCGGCGUGGCACCUUUUGUUUCCCGACGUUCUCUUGGGCUUAUCUCAGGACUAACUGGCGCUGGAGGAAAUUUUGGGUCAGGAGUUACUCAACUUCUUUUCUUCUCCUCGUCAAGGUUUAGUACAGCUGAAGGACUUUCAUUGAUGGGUGUUAUGGCGGUUGUGUGUACUCUUCCGGUUGCAUUGAUACAUUUCCCGCAGUGGGGAAGCAUGUUCUUGAGGCCAUCGCAACACGAAGAAAGAUCUAAGGAAGAACAUUAUUAUGGAGGGGAAUGGACAAAGGAAGAGAAGAGCUUAGGACUACACGAGGGAAGUAUCAAAUUCGCUAAAAACAGCCAGUCAGAGAGAGGCCGGAAGGCUAUGAUGGCUGAUAUUCCAACACCGGGGAACGGAACUCCAGCUCAUGUCUAGUGAAGGAUAAACACAAUAAAAUAUUUUUCCACAUAUAAACAAUCCUCAAAGAUAGCUUUAUGUUUUCUUGUUUUAUGUUUCGUCUUAUGAGAGAUGUGCCGAGUAAGAUCCUGGCUUGAUAAGUGAGGUUCAGUGAGCCCGGUGCUCGUGAUGUAAAAUGUCGUUCUAUAUGAAAGGCUUCUCCAUCAGUUUUCUC
Brassica napus (rape) is the source of this 2924-nucleotide messenger RNA. RefSeq names its product high affinity nitrate transporter 2.6-like. Gene Ontology annotation, molecular function: nitrate transmembrane transporter activity. Bases 1112 to 2728 code for a protein of 538 amino acids. The record is from RefSeq and is a predicted model, not a curated record. Gene Ontology annotation, biological process: nitrate transmembrane transport; cellular response to nitrate. The transcript is spliced from 2 exons. Gene Ontology annotation, cellular component: plasma membrane; plant-type vacuole membrane. NCBI's taxonomy places the organism in Eukaryota, Viridiplantae, Streptophyta, Magnoliopsida, Brassicales, Brassicaceae.